Ipomoea nil (Japanese morning glory) is the source of this 1122-nucleotide messenger RNA. Its product is annotated as ethylene-responsive transcription factor ERF107-like. The record is from RefSeq and is a predicted model, not a curated record. The transcript is spliced from 2 exons. Lineage: Eukaryota; Viridiplantae; Streptophyta; Magnoliopsida; Solanales; Convolvulaceae. Gene Ontology annotation, molecular function: DNA-binding transcription factor activity; DNA binding. Bases 143 to 907 code for a protein of 254 amino acids. Gene Ontology annotation, biological process: ethylene-activated signaling pathway; regulation of DNA-templated transcription.
AUGAAAAAAUCUAUAUCCGCUGAUAGAUGAUUCCAGCUAAACCAGCGUGCAAACCGCUUUUUUGCCCAAACCCACUGCGCCACUGCACAAGUGAUAUUGCCAUUAAAUACAUACACUUAUAUCACACGUAUGACGUAUAUGUAUGUAUCUAUAUUCUAUAUAUAUGUCAUAUCCAUAUCCUGCAAGUCUCAAGAUUUCAAUACCCAUCUUCUUCUUCUUCUACAUAUAUACAGCAGGCAUGGAAGACAGGCAGAUGAAUGAUACAUGCAUGAUGACGACAACAGAUGAGUUCAUGACGUUGGAAUUGAUAAGCCAAUACCUCCUCGGGGACUUUGCUUCCACUGAAGCAUUCAUCGGAAACCUCGGCUUCUGUUUUCCCGACGACGACUUCAACGACUACCGGCCGUUUUCCGGCUCCGAUAAGCCGGAAUCUUCUACUUCCGUUUCGGACUCGGUCUCUCCCGUUCCGGACCUAAAGCGACCUGAAUCGCCGGUCUCACGUUACCUCAACCUGGAGCUCGAUUUCCCCGAGUUCGAAACCAAACCCGAUAUUAUUGUUCGCUCCACUCCCGAUUCAAGCUCGACAACGCAGAAUUCCGCGGGUGCAAACAAGGAAUCCGGUAACGGCGGGAAGGGGAGGCGUUACAGAGGAGUUCGGAGGAGGCCGUGGGGGAAGUUCGCGGCGGAGAUCCGAGACCCGACCCGGAAAGGAUCGCGAAUCUGGUUGGGAACUUACGAUACCGACAUUGACGCUGCUAGAGCCUACGAUUGUGCUGCGUUCAAGAUGAGAGGUAGGAAAGCAAUUCUCAACUUCCCGUUGGACGCCGGAAAGUCGGGACCGCCGGUGAACCACGGCCGGAAUCGGAGGAAAGAGAUCAAAUCCCGAGUGAAAGAGGAGAUAUUUUGAAGACUUGAGAUCAGUUUAGCAGUUUGAAUGCCAAUUAUAGAUUUGUGGAUCUAUAAAACUACGGAAGUACGUAAUUGAAAGCAGCAUAGUGUGGAAUUAUAUUUCAAGUAGAAUAUUAGCAUAUAGUCUGUGCAUUAUACUGUACUAUUUACCACUUUGAUAAUAAUAAAUGCAAUUUGUAAAUUAUAAUAUGAGAGUGAACAAAAAAUGUGUUC